UGCGGAGGGGUAAAAAAGCUGGUCCCGCAGAGGGAGAUCACUGCGAUUCCAGCGAGCAAUCACUGCAGCGCAAACAGGUCUGGGGAGGAAGGGAUAGAGAGAGGGGAGCCACCACCCCAGUCCACUUCACUCCACCAGUCCACCCGCAAUAUGAUCACACACGCGCCGAUGGAAUAAGCAACAAAAGAACAGUGAGAAAACUAAAGGAAUCUCACGUCAUCUCCCGCGAGGAAUUCGAUUCGAAUAGGCUACUUUCGUUCCUUCUACGUGACGCUAAAUUUGGACACGUCCAGGUAGACAGACAAAACUUUCGACAGCGACUUUAGGCCUAUAUAUUUUAGGAUUGCAUUACGCAUUGAAGUUAUCCAUGCCGACUUCAUAACCAGGCAUUGCAUUUAGAUUUCCAUUUUAUUUUUUAUUUUGUUAUCCUAAACCACCUGUCUGAAUAUAACUGAGGAUGAUCAUGUUUUCACACGAGUUCUUCGUCUCCUUCCUCGCGGUUACCUGUCUAUUUGGGAUACCCAGAGCCUCCGCAGCGGCAUGCGAGCCCAUCCGGAUCCCGCUGUGCAAGUCCAUGCCCUGGAACAUGACGAAAAUGCCCAACCACCUCCACCACAGCACCCAGGCGAACGCAGUCCUAGCCAUUGAGCAGUUUGAAGGGCUUCUUGGCACUCAGUGCAGUCCAGAUUUACUGUUUUUUCUGUGCGCCAUGUACGCUCCAAUAUGCACUAUUGACUUCCAACACGACCCUAUCAAGCCCUGCAAGUCGGUGUGUGAGCGGGCGAAAUGCGGCUGUGAACCGGUGAUGAAGCGGUAUAAUCACACCUGGCCAGAGAGCUUGGCCUGCGAGGAUCUGCCAGUCUAUGACCGAGGAGUCUGUAUCUCACCAGAGGCCAUUGUCAAAGCAGAAGGACCAGGUAGGAUAAGGGUGAUGAUGAUUGAUUCCAUGGUGUAUUUCUGAAAUAGAUAUUGUGAAUAAAUAUACCUCACAUAAUAUAAAGAGAGAGAUCAAAAGGAAAAGAUGAUGAUGAUGUACAAUUCUCUACAGCAGCCACUUCUAAGUACAUAUUAUUCCUCUCUUCCUCAGACAACCCCUACUAUCAAGACCCCUCAAAAUGCUCACCUGGUAAGAUGCAUGUGACCAUUGAACAUGUUCCCAAUAUAAAGUGAUAUAAAAAAUGAAACCACAGUUGCCUAUUUCAUUAGAGGCUACUUGUGAAGUUGAUAGAUUAUACUGUUCUUAAGUGAAAAUGUUCUCAUCAUAGUUAUUUUUAUUCAGAAUCAACUCCUGACUUUCCAAGUGACUCUCACAAUGUCAACUGUAAAGGAGCCAACAAUGGUAAAAUAAUAUUCACAUUUUCUUUGCUUUAUCUAAACAUUUGAAUACUUUUGCAUGGAGCUGUUUUUGUCCUAACAUACUGAAAAUGUAACUUUGUGUGCUUAGAAAUGGAUGUCUACAAUAUUUUUGGCUAUUGAAUUUAGUGCUGAAGAAUCUAUUCUGUACAGCAUUAUGUUAGAAUAUGAUAUAGAUUUUGAUCUUGUGUUUAUCAUUACAUUAAUUUCAAGAAUGUAAUACUGCUGUUCAAAAACGUGUAGACAUAUAGGGCGAUUUCAUCCCAGAUGUUCUACAAUGAAUCACAUUAUCCUUUUAUUGUUUCAGAUCGAUGCAAGUGCAAGUCGGUAAGACUGGGUCUCAAGACCUACCUAAAGAAUAAUUACAAUUAUGGUGAGUUAUUUUCUGUAUGAUUUUCUUAGGCAAUUAUUUUUGCAGUUCAUAAAUGAGUGAGAGAAGAUUAUAGAAUGAGAGAGAGAUAGUUACUUAGAUAGCUGAUUAUUACAAUGCAUGAUAUUAUCAUUGUCCUAAAACUCUGUGGGACGGUAUUCCAGACACAGAUUAAACCUAGUCCUGGAGUAAAAAGCACUCUCAAUGGAAUCUCCAUCAAAAGUGCUUUUUAGUCCUGGACUAGGCUUAAUCUGUGUCCAGGAAACCGGCCCUGUAUGUUCAGUAAAACAAGUUGGCUUUCAAAAGUAAAGGAUCCUAAAAUAAUCAAAUUAACUAAAAUCCUGUUGAAUCUUUUCCUCCCAGUGAUUCGUGCAAGGGUGAAGGAGAUUAGAAGCAGGAAUCAUGAUCUGAGUGCCAUCGUGGAGGUCAAAGACAUCCUGAAGUCUUCCUUAGUGAACAUCCCUCGUGAAACAGUCACACUGUACUACAACUCUGGCUGUCCAUGUCCUCCUCUCACUGCCAACGAUGAGUACAUCAUCAUGGGUUACGAGAAUGAGGAGAGAUCCAGGUACGUCUUUAGCCAGUCGUAUUACUGUAUCUCUACUGGCAACAAUCAAUCAUGGGAUAAUUUAUAUAUUAUUGUGUACAUCAGGGGAGCUGCCAAUUCCAAUUCCACAUUUCAUCAUUGAAAAGCAAUGGAGGAGAAUAGGAAUUGGAAUGGAACUUUCAGUUUACUUCCUGAAUUGGUGGAAUUGAAAUGGAAUUGACUCCAACCCUGUUGUACAUUUUAAGGAAGGCAGUAGGACCUACUGUAGCCUACUUCCUGCUUUAUGUAAUGCAUACCACAUUGUAACUCAUAUGCCACCUACCUGUCUGUCAUACAUGUAGGCUUCUGCUCAUCGAAGGCUCCAUUGCACAGAAGUGGAAGGACCGUAUGGGGAGGAAGGUGAGGCGUUGGGACCAGGUACUGAAGGACCAGAGCCGGGGGAACUCAAGGGGGAGAAGCAAUAUGCAGAGGAGCCGCCACUGAUCAACCAAGACGCGUCCCUGUGCAGUGAUGAUAGGGUUGCAAAAUUCCACUAACUUUCUCAAAAUUCCAAGAUUUCUGGAAUCAGGAGGGAAUAAGCAAGAAAUCCGUAAUCCUCCAACCGGGAUUUCUGGGAAUUUGGGGAAAGUUACCAGAAUGUUGCAACCCUAAAUGAUGACAUAUGGGACAACAUGUGGAGACAGAAAGAUAGAAAGAAAAGUGUUUGCAGACAGAAAACUGAAAUUGCACUAUUGCACGUUUUUAUUUUUCAAACUGUUGUAGCUGAAUGUAGAUACUUUUUUUAGUUGUUGCUUUGUUUUGUAUUAUAUUUGUUUAUAAUUCUUUUAAAAAACUUUUUCAUUCUUUUUUGGGACGAACAAAAUGUUCAUUUAACAGUGCUGAGUGUGUGUACAGUUGGACGAGGAUUGCGAGCCUUGCGUGGGACUUGGCUGGAAGAGUGACAGUGACUGCAUCCCAAAUGGCACCCUAUGAACUAUAUAGUGAACUUUAUACUUUUGGCCCAGGCUCUGGUCAAAAGUAGUGAACUAUAUAGGAAAUAGGGUGCCAUUUGGGAUGCACAAAUGUCUUAGCACAGCGUUAUGUUAGAAGCACUCUAAAGAAAAAUGAUGGAUAUUUAUCUAGCAGCUAGAGACGGCACAUUGGAUGAAGUGGAUGUCUUUAAGAUACCAAAGUGCUUUCACGAUGGGGUGCUCUGUUAUGCUUUAUUUCUUUUAAAGGAAACACAAACAAGUUGUAAUCUGGCUAUUUUCCACUACAAGAGGAUUUAACAUAUUUCAAAGGAGAAAAUGAACAAAGGAUGAGGAGGGUGGGAGGGAGGGAGGCGGGACAUAUUUUUUGUCAGUAUGCAAAGAAAAGUCAGAAUGAUCCAAGAAGACAGAGAGUAUAUCGACACAAAACACGACAACAUUGAGCUAUUGAAAUAAUGAUUGCAUUACAUGUAAUGUCUCCUGGCUUAGUUCUCUCGCUCUCUCUUUGGAACAAAAAGUUUGAAUAGUUUUCUUAUAUGUCUCAUGCUUUGGAGCUCAGAUGAUUUGCUGAUUGUCUUUCUUACAGUCGUUUUUGGUGCUUUGGGUUUUUCUAAACUGAACUGUAGAUCUAUACUUCUCAUAUACAUCACUCUGGUUUGACUUCGUUCACAACAUACAUACAGACAUGCAUACAUAUAUAAAUCUAUGAAAUGCUAACCACCGCUCAAUUGUGAUUGUAAAUCUGAUUUGAGUGCUUUAUUAAACAUUGUCUGGCUGGUGUCAUGUCCAACUCAUACUCCAUGGCUGUAUGUCUUGCACAUAAUGUGAUCAGAAAAUGUUUUUAUUCCAAAACAAUAUUUUCCUCAGCAAACACGUAGUGUACAGUAUUACCCGGCCCUGUAUAGCCUAACCUACUUGAAGAACUCAACCUGUCCACAAUUGAAACUAAAUUGACAUGACUAAACUACAACAUGGGAGGCCAUGACUGGCUAGCCUACACACUUCAACAUAUUGAGAGAAGUUUGGUGAGGAGUCUGGACUGCACUGUAAAUGAACAGGAGUAAAAGAGGAAUGAAGAGGGAAGCUGUAUGUAUGAGUAGCUACCAGGUUGAGGAAAGUAAGAGAGAGAAUAUGGACUGAGGCCAAAUCAGCGUACUGCUCGCCUGCUCCCUCCCGGCCAAUGAAAACAUUCAUGCUCUUAGUCAGAGGGAGUCUGUUUAUCAUCCAACAGUACACAGUCUCCUAACCAAACCAAUCGACAGGGAAAUGAUAUGUGUUUAGACUUACAGGGGCUUGCUCGUUGUGAACAGACAAAGCUUGGACUUGCACAGUGACAGACAGAAGCUGCAAAACAGAUUCUCCUCACAAUAAAAGAUGUCUACCAGUGUUACAUGAACCAUGCAAAGUUGCUUAGUUUGUCAAGCAACCUAGUUCAUAGUAAAAAAUGCACAAUAGAACAAGAAUAGCAAUUCAUAAUAUAACUAUUUUACUGUUGCUUACUUGUCAUAUUAAAUGAAAUAACAUACAGGGAAGUGGACAGUUUAUUAUUUGUCACCCAGGUCAGCGAAAUACUGAGGUCUUGAAUGCUUCCUGGCCCACACUACUGUACAUCAUCAAAUAUUCUAAAUCUCCCUAUGUGAAGUCCAUAGAAUAAAAAUGAUGAUCAUUCAAUUUCUAUGACAACGUCAUCCUGUCGAGUGCUUCCGGAACGUACUUAAUUACAGGCAAGCAGAGAUGGACUGUAGGGGAGGAAUAUAUGAGUGAAGAGACUCAACUUAAUCAUGGACUGUCUGUGGUGAGUUUCUGAGAUAAUGAACACAAAAUGAAUUUGUUAUAAUGUCAAAAAUGUACUGACCCCACCUCGAUGUUGGGUCCAUAAAUUGGGAGGCCAUCUUCAGCCGCAAGCAGGCAUGCACAGUUGCGCGCACACACACACACACUACUACCCCUGACUUGUUUUACUGCGACCUGACACUCUGGAUAAAUCGCUCUCAUAAUUAAUCUGUCCCACCCCCUGCAUUUUAACUCACGAAAAUGAUGCACCAUGUGGGAACCAUCAAAUCCCAGUACAGUGCAGUGAGAGAUGUAAAUCUUGUUUUCCGGCGUAGCCGCUCUGCUCAGUGUUGGGUUGUGUCCCAAAUGGCACCCUAUGGGCCCGAGUCAAAAGUAGUGCACUAUAUAAAUAAUAAUAUGCCAUUUAGCAGACGCUUUUAUCCAAAGCGACUGACAGUCAUGUGUGCAUACAUUUUUACGUAUGGGUGGUCCCGGGGAUCGAACCCACUACCCUGGCGUUACAAGCGCCAUGCUCUACCAAUUUGAGCUACAGGGAAUAGGGUGUCAUUUGGAACACAUCAAGUGGAGUGAGAUCAUGGCAGGGGCAUCGCUCUGUUCCAGUCACUUCCUGCCUCCCUAAACAUAUUACUGACUGGGUUUAUAAGACACAGAUUUAAUGACUUCCAUAAGAGCACAGUGAGUGACACACCAUCAAGCCCUACUGCACCUGCAACCUCUCGGCUGAACGCUGAAACUAUAGGCCAGAUAAAGUGCACUUUUAAUCACUCUUCACUCUGCAAAAAUAGUGAUUUUAUUUCACAUUAUGACUUUGCAAUAAUGAUAUUAUGAAUCAGCUCUGAAACAAUUUCAUUACAGUUGCCAUUUGUCAUUCUCCUGUAGAAUAAAACAAUGCAAUGAUGCAUGAUGAGAAACGAUUCCGUGACACCAGGCUAUUCACCUCUAUCUGCUCUCCGUCCUUCUUACACUAGUACUCGCUGUUCCUCUCCUUCUAUCUGUUCCUCUCCUCGACCUUGCCAGGGAGACUGAGAAAGUAUCUGCCCAUUUCCCAUGAAAGCUCAGCAGCCCUGUUUCCUGUGCUGGAGCUUAGGGGAAGGCAUGGGGGGAGGUGAGAGAGAUGAAACGGUCCAGGGAUGAGAACACAGUGGCAACACAUCAAACUUGUCUCUCUCUCUCUCUUUCCAUCUCUCUCUCUCUGUCAGAAACCUCUGUCUGCACCAGUUUGCGGUACGCACCGACCACCGUCACAGAGAGAACACACAGGAACAAAAUCUCUCAUCACCAUAAGCGACCCCUCUGGACCCAUUGGAGGAGAUGGCCGAUCUGUUCCCAUCCUCAUCCUCUGGCUUUAUGAGUAUAAGAGCCACAUGUUAGAUGAAUUAGCUAGGAAGCAUAUCAAGACUGGACAAAAUGUGUUGAACCAGUGUCCCAUGUCCAAUGCAAACUAACUUGCGUCAGAAAAUAUCUACCAGGCUGCAACAGACCCUAAUUGAUUAUCUUGUGGUUUAUCAUUGGUAGAAGUGUGAAUGGGCCAGACCAUGGCCAUUAGAAGUGUGAAAUAUGAAGUUUGGGUGGAUGUAUAGAGACAGGUUCUGUGCUGCUGCUGUUCUGCUUGUUACCCAGGCCCAGCGUGUUUAAUGUUCCCCCUGGAGAGAUGACCUUUACCUCCCCCUGCUGAUGGCUGGCUUCAACGAGGCUUCGCUGAGCCUGUUUGCUGGGCCUUGGGUGACUGAAUGAUUGCUCCAUGUUUAUUUUCCUCUGAGAGGUGGAAAAACCCCACCCUCCCGACCAACCCGGGGCCGCUGGAAGGGGUUGGAGCGGAGAGCUGAGGAGCGGUGUGGAGCUGGCAGCACUUCCACCAUUUCUGGCAUCAGCGAGUUGUAA
This is a messenger RNA of Coregonus sp. 'balchen', 6913 nucleotides long. The record is from the annotation of a GenBank genome assembly. Lineage: Eukaryota; Metazoa; Chordata; Actinopteri; Salmoniformes; Salmonidae.